CGACCCGGAAGCUGUCGCCGGUAAACGGCCGGCCGGCCGGCGGCUUUGACCGCUUUGGGGCUGCGAAAAGCAGUUGCUCGGGCUGCCGGGACUGGCUGUGGCUGCUGACCGCGGCAGUCGGAAGGAACCCCCAAUGAGUCCGCUCCGGACAGGGACUCAGUCCGGGCACCAAAGUAAAAUAGGUGGCUGUCAUCUGUGGAAACCAUCUCUUCCUUGAGCCAUGGAGGCAGAAACAGUGUCUCCUACCCAGGAGGCUACCCCUGAGUCCAGCAGUGGCUUCGGUAAUCUGUGGAGUAGCCGGAAGCUGAUGGUUGUGGGGGUCUUGCUGGGCGGGCUACUUGUCAUCCACCUUCUGGUCAACAUGUGGCCUCUGAUCCUUCUGUGGGCAUCGUUGGUGGUGCUGGGAGGUUGGCUGGGGGCCAGUGCCAUUGCUGGGGCUUCUGGUCAAUUGCACCUGGAACGAUUCAUCACGGUCACCGCCUGUCCUCCAUGCCCCGAGGCAGAAAGGCAGCUGGAACAGGAGAUUAACUGCAUCAUCCAGAUGAUAAUCCGUGAUUUUGUGUUAUCCUGGUAUCGUUCAGUGAGCCAAGAUACAGCACUCGAGGUGGUGGUGGAGGCAGCCAUGAAGGGGCUGGUUCAGGAGCUUCAAAGGCGGAUGAGCCUAGGGGACAGCCAUGCUCUUACACAGAAGGUUCUCACUCUCUGUGGUUGUCACCUGCAGUGCUAUAUUCAGGCAAAAAAGGCCACAGCCAGGGAGCAAAACGGUUCAGUUCAGCCCUCCCAGCUGUGGGAUGCGUACUGCCAGGCCACUCCUCCCCAUCCUGCCAUGCACAGUCCUACCACUGAGGUCACCUAUGCACGUGGCAUUGUGAAUUUGUUACUUAAAGAGUUAGUGCCCAAGCCCCACCUGGAGACUAGGACUGGACGCCACAUGGUAGUCGAACUCAUUACUUGCAAUGUGAUCUUACCACUGAUCAGUAAGCUAUCAGAUCCUGACCGGAUCCACCUUAUACUUGUGAGUAUCUUUUCCAAGUAUAGACACGAUGCAGUCCAAGGAACUGAACCGCUGGGCUCAGCCAGUGUCCUAGAGCAGCCGUCAGUGCCCACCUCUCUGCCACUGGUUGUUGAAGUAGAGAGUCUGCCCACAGGAAAAGCACCUUCUCCAGUAGCAGCCCCAGUCCACAUAACCUGCAGCGAGCCAGCCCCCUCCCCAGAAGUCGAAGAAGGUCAUGAAGCUGCAGAGGGAGAUUUGUCUGGGAUGCUUGAAGAAAGAAGAAUAGGAAAUAACUCAUCCCAUUUUCUACAGCCGGAUAUUCGAGGCCCCUUGUUCUUAUGCGAAGACUCGGAGCUGGAGUCACCGCUAUCUGAACUGGGCAAAGAAACCAUCAUGCUAAUGACCCCAGGCAACUUCCUCUCUGUCAGGAUUCAGGAUGCUCUGUGUGCACUAGAGGAUUCCCGGGCUCUGGAGCCUAAGGAUGGUGAGGGAUCUGAAGGUAUGGAAGGAUCAGAAGCGGAGGAAGCUCCAGGAACAGAAACAGACACGGGCCUACUGGUCUCCAUGCUGAACUGCCCAGAGAUCCAGAUUGACACAGAAGACAAGGAGGUAGAGCAAGGAGAUGUCACCUCUCUUACGACUUCGUUAGAGGAGCCAGAAAAAUCCUGCCCUCCACGACCUUCAUGCUUGGAAAAGGAUCUCACCAGUGGUGUGAGCUCCCUUGAGCCUACUCUACCACCAGUUCCACUUUCCUCCUCUCCCCCUGGUCCUCUCAGCUCAGCCACCUUCAGCUUUGAGCCCCUGAGCAGUCCGGAUGGCCCAGUUGUCAUCCAGAACCUUCGAAUCACUGGCACCAUCACCGCCCGAGAGCACAGUGGUACUGGAUUCCACCCAUACACGCUGUACACUGUGAAGUAUGAGACAGCACUUAACGGUGAGAACAGCAGCGGCCUACAGCAGCUGGCCUACCACACCGUGAACCGCCGCUACCGGGAGUUCUUGAAUCUGCAGACCCGCCUGGAGGAGAAACCAGAUCUACGAAAGUUUAUCAAAAAUGUUAAGGGUCCAAAAAAGCUCUUUCCAGAUCUUCCAUUUGGAAACAUGGAUAGUGACAGAGUAGAGGCCCGGAAGAGCCUCCUGGAGUCCUUCCUGAAGCAACUCUGUGCCAUUCCUGAGAUUGCCAACAGCGAGGAGGUGCAGGAGUUCCUUGCACUGAACACAGAUGCUCGGAUCGCCUUUGUCAAGAAGCCAAGAAUAGACAAGAUGGUGGUGAGUGCGAUUGUGGACACCUUGAAGACAGCAUUUCCUCGCUCUGAACCCCAGAGCCCCACAGAGGAGCUGAGUGAAGCCGAGAAUGAAAGCAAGCCCCAGACAGAAGGCAAGAAGGCUAACAAGUCCAGACUGAGGUUCUCCUCCAGUAAAAUUGCUCCUGCACUGAGUAUAGACGAGGAGGAGGACAGUAUUCUCUACUGUUUCCAGGAGAAGUCAGAGAUCCUGUCUGCGAUGGAAUCCUUCAUUGAAAAACAGACAAAGUUACUGGAAAUGCAGGCAGCAGAAGUCCCAGAUAAAGAUCCCCAACAAGUCCCCAAAGAAUGUGUGGAUAACUGUUCGCGGGACACAGCUGUCGUAGCCCAAGAACCUAACAACAGUGACCCAGGAGCAGAGACAAAGUUAGCCGACACGGCCUUCGAUCUGAUCCUGCUGCUGUUAAUGGAGCAGUGGGAAUGGCUGUGUACUGAAGGCAUGAAGAAGUUGUUCUCCCUUAUUUUUGGAACUCUAGUUCAAAGGUGGCUAGAAGUACAGGUGGCUAAUCUAACGUGUCCCCAGCGCUGGGUGCAGUACCUCCGGCUUCUUCAGGAAUCUAUCUGGCCUAGUGGGGCGCUGUCUAAGUUUCCACGGCCUGGGAGGACUCAGGCACAGAAAGCAGCUACUGAGAAGCAGGCUUUGCAGAGCUUGAUGAGUAUCCUGCCAGGUUUUUUAGUAAACAUCCUGGGAGUGAACAAGUGCCGGCUGAGCUGGGGUCUGGUCUUGGAGUCAUUCCAGCAACCCCUCAUCAACAGACAUUUGAUUUACUGCCUUGGAGACCUCAUCCUGGAGUUCUUGGACAUCAGUGACUCCGUUGAGGAGCCUGCCCCAACCACCUCUGCCUCAGAUUCCCCGGGCAGCCUCAAGAGAAUGGCUGUCUCUACCUAAGAGUCAUUCACACCAUCUUCAAAGGCUUGGAAAAGAGAGCUUUCAACCACCCAGAGACCGAUUAAGAUAUCUGUGCCCUCUGGAGCUAAGCUACCUUAAUUAGCCUCCAUCUCAGGGGCUCAAUUCUCCUGCCAGAUCUCCCUUAGUAAAGGUGAUGGGCAUCAGUA
Myodes glareolus (Bank vole) is the source of this 3354-nucleotide messenger RNA. It is a transcript of the gene Snx19, whose product is annotated as sorting nexin 19. The record is from RefSeq and is a predicted model, not a curated record. Gene Ontology annotation, cellular component: intracellular membrane-bounded organelle. Gene Ontology annotation, molecular function: phosphatidylinositol binding. NCBI's taxonomy places the organism in Eukaryota, Metazoa, Chordata, Mammalia, Rodentia, Cricetidae.